Vidua macroura (Pin-tailed whydah) is the source of this 2170-nucleotide messenger RNA. RefSeq names its product MGAT4 family member D (gene MGAT4D). The transcript has 15 exons. Gene Ontology annotation, cellular component: endoplasmic reticulum; Golgi stack; endoplasmic reticulum-Golgi intermediate compartment. Bases 34 to 1536 code for a protein of 500 amino acids. Gene Ontology annotation, molecular function: acetylglucosaminyltransferase activity. The record is from RefSeq and is a predicted model, not a curated record. Gene Ontology annotation, biological process: protein N-linked glycosylation. NCBI's taxonomy places the organism in Eukaryota, Metazoa, Chordata, Aves, Passeriformes, Viduidae.
UACCAUUAGAUUUGAUCAGGAAAUGACUUGGAUAUGUACCAACACCACUUGCUGGAACUUCAGCAAAGACUGUUGUAUGCUGACAAGGAAAAUAAAAAAAGAUCACACGAACUGAGCAGUGCCCUAGAUGAAAUUAAACAUAUAUUUGCAAGAAGAAUGAACAUGACAAAAAAUCACACAGGUGAUUUAAAGUGGAAAGAGUUAAACCUCCCCAGAAAACACCCCAUGACUCUUACAAAUAUUUACUACUAUCUCCCUCACCUUCGAGAGUAUGAAGAUGCAAUUUUCCCAAAUGUUAUUUUUGGACAACAGAGAACUGGAGUCUCCCUGGUGAUGGGUAUUCCUACAGUGAAAAGGGAAAAACAAAAUUACCUGAUUGAUACAUUGCAUUCCCUACUGUACCAACUAUCUGAAGAGCAAAAGAAGGACUGCAUAAUAAUCAUCUUUAUAGCAGAGGUGGAUGCAGAGUAUGUUAAGAGUGUUGCAGAAAGUGUUAAAACCAGCUUCCCCAGAGAAGUCCAGUCUGGAGUCCUAGAGGUUAUUUCUCCUCCUGCUUCCUAUUACCCAGAUCUUUCCAACCUGAAGAAAACAUUUGGAGAUUCUGAGGACCGAGUAAGGUGGAGAACUAAACAGAAUUUGGAUUAUAGCUUUUUAAUGCUAUAUGCUCAACCUAAGGGAACAUUUUAUUUACAGCUGGAAGAUGAUAUUAUAGCCAAACCCGAUUUUAUUGAAAGUAUAAAAAGCUUUGCUGCUCAACAGUCCCAAGAUUGGAUGGUUCUCGAGUUCUCACAACUUGGAUUUAUUGGAAAAUUGUUUAAAUCAGAAGACUUACCACUCGUAGUGGAUUUUUUUCUCAUGUUCUAUAAGGAUAAGCCUAUAGACUGGCUUAUAGACCACCUGCUCUGGGUUAAAGUGUGCAAUCCAGAAAAGGAUGCAACACACUGUGAAAAGGAAAAGUCAAAGUUACGUAUCCGUGCUAAGCCAUCUCUCUUUCAGCAUAUGGGAAUUUAUUCAUCAUUGGCUGGGAAGAUACAGAAUUUGAAAGAUAAAGAUUUCGGAAAAAAACUGCUACAUAAAGCACAUAAUAAUCCACCUGCCAAAGUGGACACAAGCCUAAGAAUAUACCAGCAAUACACCUUGGAAAAAGUUUAUAAAGGACAAGAUUGUUUUUGGGCUUUAGCUCCAGUGGCAGGUGACUACAUCAAGUUCACAUUUUUAAAUCCACUAGAAGUAGAAAAGUACUUGUUCAGAAGUGGAAACAUGGAGCACCCUGGUGAUAAACUGUUUAACACUACUGUGGAAGUGUUGCCAGCUGAUGAAACGCUAAGAAAAGAAUUGGUUGAUAAGGGAAGUAAAUUCAACUACCCAGCAACCAAAGACGGAUAUUUAAAAAUAGGGGCUUUUGAAAAUGGCACUGCAGAAGGCAGCAUCAGUCAGUCAAUAGGAAGAAUAGAGGCUAUUCGUUUAUCAGUCACUUCUGAUUCUCCAGUCUGGGCAAUACUGAGUGAGGUACUUAUCAAGACAUCUGAAAACUGAAAAAAAUACAUUUUUGAUGUGUCACUUGUUAUGUAUUUCUUGAAUACAAGGCUGACUUGUAGGCAACGAAAAAAGCCAAACAAACAAACAAAUGAUUGGGUCAAAAUAUCAAUUCCAUACCCAUUUAGUUUUUAAUACCCUCUAUUAGGAAAUAGUUGAGAUAAAUCUUAGGCCUUUAUAUGACAAGGUAUAUGAAAAGAAUGCUAGUAAUUUCUGUAAAAUGUUCUUGAGUAAUAUGUCAUAUAUAAAAAUAUCACCUUAGUUUGGCAACAUUAAAUACAUAUUAUUAUAAACAAUUGAUAAGGUGUUAACAACCUGCCUCAGGGACUAAAGCAUAAAUGUAUAAAAAGUUUCACCAGAAAUAAAAAUACAGACAUUUUUGAAAUAUAUUAAGGACAUGGCAUUCAACUCCAUUAAAAACACUAGUCAAUUUUGUAGGGAAAUUAGAACUGAAGGAAAAGUUGUCAAUAUUAAUUGCAAGUAUUUAAAGUAGUUCACAGGAACAACUUAAUGUUAUGAAAAUUGAUCUCAAAGUUAAUAUCAAUGUGUUUCAGCCUUAAUGUAGCAUAAGUUAUGUUAAAUAUUUUUUUUUAAUGAAAAUUGUCUACAAAUUAUCAUUUGAAUAACUUGAAAU